AUGACAGACUCCCAGAUCGACAGACAAGUCUCGCCAGUGGCCGAGGAAAGACGCAAAAAGUUCAUAGAAUCAGAUGCUGGUGACGGUACAACCAGAGAAGAACAGUACCUUCUGGGUGCAAAAUUGAUUCUUUGUAUCUUUUCGAUCUUUUUCUGUUUAUUCCUUUUCGCCUUGGACCAGACCAUUGUGGCGACGCUUUUGACCGAGGUGGGAAACAAGUUCAAUGCUUUUGACCGGAUUGGCUGGCUCACUUCGGGGUUUUUGAUUUCCAUGGCUGCCCUUGUGGCUGUUUGGGGUAAGCUUUCACUUAUUUUCGGUAGAAAACUGACGAUGAUAGUUGCCAUUGUGCUUUUCGAAGCUGGCUCGUUGAUGUGUGCUUUGGCUGAUAACAUGGAUGUGCUUAUUGGAGGCAGAGUGUUGGCUGGUGUUGGUGGAGGUGGAAUCCAGACCAUGACGUUUAUUAUCAUUACUGAGAUUUUGCCUAUCCAGAAAAGACCACUUGGAAUGGCGCUUUUGGGCUGUGUGUUUGCUGUGGCUUCUGUUUUGGGUCCCCUUAUUGGCGGUGCUUUCACGUCUCAUGUUUCGUGGAGAUGGUGUUUCUAUAUUAAUUUGCCAGUCGGUGGAGCUGCUGGUGUGCUUUUCAUCUACUGCUUCAACCCGCCAAAAACCAAGGGUAACUGGAAAGAAAAAAUCUUGAUGAUUGAUUAUAUUGGCGUGGUGCUUAUGACUGCAGGGUUUGUGGUUUUGCUUAUGGCACUUACGCUUGCCUCAGGAAACGAGUAUGAAUGGGAUUCGGGUGCUGUGAUUGCAUGUUUUGUCGUUGGAGGCGUUACUUUUAUUGCCUUUUGCGUGUGGAACUUCAUCUACUCAAAACACCCACUUCUUCCAUGGGAAGUGGUCAAGGUUAUCCAGGUUUCCGCUGCUGCUUUCAGUAUGUUCGGCACGUUUGCGUAUUUUAUGGCUGGCGUGCUUUACAUCUCCAUUUACUUCCAGGUUGUUCAUAACGCCAGUGCCUGGGAGUCGGGUGUUCACCUUUUGCCCAUGAUCAUCAGUACUGUGAUCACCUCCAUCGCCCUGGGCAUUCUCAUCAAGAAAACCCGCCACAUCAAGCCAUUUGCUAUCCUUGGCGCUGCCAUGGGCAUGGUAGGAUGUGGCAUUAUUACGCUUUUGGACGUUGACUCGUCCAAUGCCAAUAAAAUUGGACUCCUCAUUCCUCUCGGCAUUGGAGUCGGGUUUCAAAUGCAACUGUCCAUUUUGGGCGCCCAGGUUGCAGCACCGAAAUCACCGGGUUCCACCAUCAUGGCUACGACGUUGGUCAAUGUCUGCAGAACGUUUGGAGGUGCUUUGGCUGGUGCUUUGGCUGAUGCCGUGUAUAGUGCCGCCUUGACCAACCAUAUGAAGAAGACCUUGCCUGAACAAGGAUCAGAAGUUGCAAAAGAACUCAGUGGGGUCAAUUUGGAGUCACUUAUUACUUCUACAACCCUUUUGGGCGACCUCAGUCCUUCUGCUAGGGCAUACGUCAAGAGUGAAGUGAUGAAUGCUAUUAGAGAUACGUUCUACAUGGCGCUUGGCUUCUCUGCAAUUGCCAUGAUCUUUACUGUCUUCCAGACCAACCGCAGGUUGCCAGAUGUGGAUUUGGCGGAGAAUCAACAAGAGAUCAAGGAAAAGGAUGCACCUGAGGUGAGCGAAGAGAGUCUGAAGGAGCAUUCAGAUGAAGCCAGCGGCUCAGGCGAGGUGGAUGAGGAAAUUAGGAGUCAGAGAAGUUAG
Candidozyma haemuli is the source of this 1767-nucleotide messenger RNA. RefSeq names its product basic amino acid transporter. Gene Ontology annotation, biological process: transmembrane transport. Gene Ontology annotation, cellular component: membrane. Lineage: Eukaryota; Fungi; Ascomycota; Pichiomycetes; Serinales; Metschnikowiaceae. Bases 1 to 1767 code for a protein of 588 amino acids. The transcript has a single exon. The record is from RefSeq and is a predicted model, not a curated record. Gene Ontology annotation, molecular function: transmembrane transporter activity.